Messenger RNA from Strongyloides ratti, 2649 nucleotides. RefSeq names its product Sterol-sensing domain and Patched family-containing protein. Bases 1 to 2649 code for a protein of 882 amino acids. Gene Ontology annotation, biological process: molting cycle, collagen and cuticulin-based cuticle; endocytosis. The record is from RefSeq and is a predicted model, not a curated record. The transcript is spliced from 3 exons. NCBI's taxonomy places the organism in Eukaryota, Metazoa, Nematoda, Chromadorea, Rhabditida, Strongyloididae. Gene Ontology annotation, cellular component: plasma membrane; cytoplasmic vesicle membrane.
AUGCAGCCAUUAUUAUGGCUAGAGAAUGCUAUUAAAAAUGGAUUUUUCAAACUUGGUUUGUGGAUUUAUGAUCACUGUUAUUUUUGUUUUUAUGGAUCAAUUAUUUUAACACUUAUCUUAGGUAUUGGGGCAAAAAAUUUUAAAGAAGUUAAUAAUGUACGUGAUCAUUUCUCUGCAGAAGAUUCUCCCUCUAGAAGAGAAUUUGCCAUUGCACGAGAUUUUUUUAAAGAUUAUGGUAAACCAUUUACAUUGGUUGUUGCAUUACAAUCACAAGAUGAUGGUGAUAUUUUAAGACCUGGAUAUAUUGAUAGAGCAAUGGAAAUUGAAAAUUUUUUACAAUAUCAACUUAAUGUUACAUAUAAUGGUAAAAAAUAUGCAUAUUCUGAUUUUUGUGGAGCACAAUGUGAGACGUCUGAUGCUGUUAGUAUAUUUUUAACUAUGUAUAGAGAUUCAAAACAAAGAAAAACAAAUAAUGUUAAAUUAACUUACCCAUCAAUGGAUGUUUUUGGGCAUACAGUAUAUUUAGCUAAUAAUAUUUUUAAAGUUGAGACAUCUGAAAGAUCAAAACUUAUUAAAAGUGUUGGAUUAAUAUCAAUUAAUUUUAAUGCAAUUUAUUCUAAUGAAACAAUGGAAAAAGUUAUGAGUCUUUGGGAACAUGCUGUUCUUGAUUUUUCAUUGUCAUCUGUUAAUGAUCCAUAUAUUAAAGUAUUUACAACAUCAGAAGGUUUAGUUUCAGAAGAAAUACGUAGAACUGGUGUUCAAGCAGCACCAUUAAUGUCUGUAUCAUUUAUUGUUGUUUUGGUAUUUACAAUAUUUUCAUCAUUAGAUAAAGAUGUUGUUAAAUCAAGACCAUGGGAAGCAUUUUUUGGUGUUCUUUGUCCACCACUAUCAUUAAUUGCAUCAUUUGGUACAUUAUUUUGGUUUAAUUAUGAAUUUAUUCCAAUAGUUACAGUUGUACCAUUUCUUAUUAUGGCUAUUGGUGUUGAUGAUGUUUUUAUAUUUCUUCAUUCCUAUCGUCAUACUGAUGAUAAUUUACCGAUUCGUGAUAAAAUUGCACAUAUGUUAGCUGAUGCUGGACCAUCUAUAACAAUAACAUCAUUAACAAAUUUACUUUCAUUUGGUAUAGGAAUAUAUACUCCAACACCAGCAAUAAAAAUAUUUUGUGUUUUUGUUACAGUUUCUGUUAUAUAUGAUUAUAUUUAUCAAAUAUUCUUUUUUACAGCAGUUCUUGUUUUUGGUGGACAUAGAGAAGAAAGAAAUGGUCAUGGAUAUUAUUGGUUUAUUAAUGUUAAAAAUUAUGACAAGAAAAAAAAUACAAUAAAAGAGAAAAGUACUUUAGAAAAGAAAGUGGAACAAAUAAUUAAUAAUUUUGUUGAUUAUUGGGUCACUUUUUCAAUGAGCUUUUUUGCAAAAUGUUUUAUUUCAAUAGUAUUAAUAUUAUAUUGGGGUUUUAGUAUAUAUGGUGUAUUACAAAUAAAAGUUGGUUUGACAUCUGAAAAAUUAUUUUUAGAUGAUUCACCAUUACUUCCAUUAGUUAGAAUUCAAAAUAAUAUUAUAUUUAAAGAAGGUGGUCAAAUGAUUGUUUUUGUUAAUAAUCCAGGAAAUCUUUCUAAUCCUGAUGCAAUACCUGAAAUAAUGAAAAUAUUAAAUAAAUUUGAAACAUCACUUAGAAGUGUUGGACCAUCAAGUAGUCAAAUGUGGUUAAAUGCAUAUCUUCCAUUUAUUGGUUUACAAAAUAGAGGAUCAAUUGAUUUUAAGUAUAAAUAUCUUCCAGAAUUCUUUUCAUUAACUGAAUAUCAUAAAUGGAGUCAUUUUGUAAGUAUUGGAAAUGUUAGUGAUUGUUAUAUUGAAAAUCCAAAUUGUAUUCAUAAAUUUUUCUUUUCUACUGGUUUUGCAAAUGCUAUUGCAUGGUCAGAAAGAUUAGAAUUAUUACAACAUUGGAGAGGACUUGCAGAAGAGUUUCCAAAUUUUAAUCUAACAAUAUAUGAAGAUUUUUCAUUGUAUGCUGAUCAAUUAUUAUCUAUUCCUCCUGUAACACAGCAAACUGUAUUUUAUGCUUUAUUAUGUAUGACAAUUGUAUUAGUAUGUUUUACACCAAAUAUUUCAACUAUUAUAUCUGGAGUCGCAAGUAUUAUGUCUAUUAACCUUGGUGUAUUUGGAUUAUUAUAUUUUUGGGACAUUGAUUUAGAUCCAAUUUCAAUGGCGACAACCCUUAUGGCUAUUGGUUUUUCAGUAGACUUUAUUGCACAUAUCAGUUUUCAUUAUUAUAAAAGUGACCAUGAUGAUCGCCGUGAAAGACUAACUCAUGCUUUAAAAUCUAUUGCAAUGCCAAUGGUACAAGCUGGUUCAUCAACAAUACUUUCUAUACUUGUUCUUGCACUUAUUCAUGCAUAUAUGGUACAAGUAUUUGUUAAAGUUGUUACACUUGUUGUUGGUUUAGGUAUGAUGCAUGGACUUGUUGUUCUCCCUAUUGUUUAUACAGCUUUACCAUUUAGUAAAAUUGUGCCAGAAGAACAAAAGCAUGAUAAAAAAAAAAAAAUUGUGCCGGUAACAGAUAAUAUCUCAAUUCAUUCUAUUAAAAAAACUCCUCCACUUGAAGAUGGUCUUAAUUAUUCUUCAACAACUGAAGGAUAUCCCAAUACAAAAUAA